CCCGUGCCAACGAAAAAUUAUUAAAAACGGAACUAGAAUAUAGACUUUUUCUAGGCAAACUGAGCUGACCAUGCAAGUCCAAAUGAGCUUCUAUAUAAGGUGGAGUAAAGCUGGCAGAUAGAACUGAGUCGAAAUGGAGAGUUCAGUGAAAACCCAAUUGAAAUCAUCAUCAUCAUCGGGUGAAAAUGGAAAAGAAGGAGAAAAACAGAACCAUUUCUCGUAUGCAAUGCAGCUGGUUAGUUCGGCUUCACUGACGAUGGUUUUAUACAAUGCUGUGAAGCUAAAUUUGUUCGAAAUCAUUGCCAAAGCCGGCCCAGGAGCCAAGCUAUCACCUUCAGAAAUCGCAUCCCAGUUGCUUGUGACUAAUAAUCCUGAUGCAGCUUCCAUGCUCGACAGAAUGCUUCGCUUGUUGAGUAGCUACUCGCUGUUCACUUGCGACGUCGUUGAGGUUGCCGUCGACGGCGGCAGUGGUGGGGAAACUAAUGUGGGUUAUGAAAGAGUUUAUGGGUUGUCUCCGGUUGCCGAAUAUUUUGUACCGGAUGAGGAGGGAAACUCAGUGGCGCCCCUGGUGGAGUUGCUUCAAGAUAAGGUCUUGAUUGAUAGCUGGUAUGAAUUAGGGAAUGCUGUCCUUGAUGGAGGAGUUCCAUUCAAUAGAGUCCAUGGUGUACAUGCAUUUGACUACCCUAGCAGGGAUCCCAAGUAUAAUGAGUUAUUCAAUAAGGGAAUGGUUGGUCCUACAGCCAUAAUGAUGAAAGAACUGCUUCAGCAAUAUAAGGGUUUUGAACACCUUCAGACAUUGGUUGAUGUUGGUGGUGGUCUUGGAAUAACCCUUCACAAGAUUAUAUCAAAAUACCCUUCCAUAAGGGGUAUCAAUUUCGACCUACCACAUGUCAUUGAAAAUGCACCAUCCUAUCCUGGAGUGGAACACAUUGGUGGAGAUAUGUUUGAAAGUGUUCCUGGAGGAGAUGCUAUGUUCAUGAAGAUGAUACUCCAUGAUUGGAGUGAUGAUCAUUGCUUAAAGCUGCUGAAGAACUGCUUCAAAGCUUUGCCAGACCAUGGAAAAGUAAUUGUGGUUGAUUUGAUUCUGCCCGUGAAACCUGAUACUAGUGCUUUUGUAAAAGGCAUUUUCCAAGCUGAUGCGCUCAUGAUGACUCAAAAUCCUGGAGGGAAAGAGCGAUCAGAAUCUGAUGUUCGAGCCUUGGCUAUAAGAGCUGGAUUUAAAGACGUAAAAUUACAAUGUCUUGUGGGUAAUGUUGGAGUCCUGGAGUUGUACAAAUAGUUGUGACUGCCUUUUGGGCUGUUAUUUAGUUGAAGAACAAAUAUUUUGGUUUGCUUGUAUUUUCUUUUUAAAAUAAAAUCUCUAUUUGGA
Messenger RNA from Coffea eugenioides, 1369 nucleotides. RefSeq names its product caffeic acid 3-O-methyltransferase-like. Gene Ontology annotation, molecular function: protein dimerization activity; S-adenosylmethionine-dependent methyltransferase activity; O-methyltransferase activity. The record is from RefSeq and is a predicted model, not a curated record. Gene Ontology annotation, biological process: methylation. NCBI's taxonomy places the organism in Eukaryota, Viridiplantae, Streptophyta, Magnoliopsida, Gentianales, Rubiaceae. Bases 134 to 1279 code for a protein of 381 amino acids. The transcript is spliced from 4 exons.